AUCAGCGGUGGACAGCGCCGAGCAGAAGGAGGGUUUGGAUGGGAUUUAUGGAUUAGAACCUCGGAGACCUUCAGCGGCAGAUAUCUGCUGCUUUCAACCUUUAUCUAGAUCGAAUCUGACUCAGCAAACUGCUGCUAACGGCUUCUAUCGUUUGGUGUGUCAGAGCUACGGAAUAAACCGCGACAAGAAAAGAAGAAAGGAGAGAGGGGGACGCAGCAGGACGGUUACCUUGACAACGGCCUCCAGGUGUGUCUGUGUGGGUGAGUAAAGCCGUCAUGUCGGUGGAGUGGAGCGGUGAUGGGGGGAAGUGGCUGGACGCCCACUACGACCCGGUGGCCGGCCUCUACACCUUCUCGUCCUGCGUGGACCUGGCCGACCUGAGCGGUGACGGGGAGAGCCGGCUGGUGGUGGGCGACCUGGGCUUGGGCGGCUCCGGCAUGAAGCUGAAGGUUUACCGCGGCACGGCGCUGAUGAGCGAGAGCACGCUGCUGGACCUGCCCGCCGGCCUCGUCGCCUUCUUCAUGGACCUACAUGAGCCCCGAAUCCCCGCCGUCGCCGUGGCGUCCGGACCCUGCAUCUACGUCUACAAGAACCUGCGGCCGUACUUCAAGUUCACGCUGCCCGGUCUGGAGGUCAACACGCUGGAGCAGGACGUGUGGCAGCAGGUGAGGGAGGGGCAGAUCGACCCUCUGACGCUGAAGGAGAUGUUGGAGAGCAUCAGGAAGAAGGCCGACGUGCCGCUGUCGGUUCGCUCACUGCGCUUCCUGUCGCUGGACGGCGACGACAUGCACGACUUCGUACAGCUGCACAAGCUGCAGCCAAUCAGACGGCAGACAGUCAUCACCUGCAUCGGAACUCUGAAGAAGAGCACAGCGGACGAAGACGGAGUCAGCUGUCUGGUGAUCGGGACGGAGAGCAGCGACGUCUUCAUCCUCGACCCCGAAGCCUUCAUCAUCCUGUCCAAGAUGUCUCUGCCGGCUGCUCCCACCAUGAUGGACGUGACGGGUCAGUUUGACGUGGAGUUCCGCAUCACGGUGGCAUGUCGUAACGGCAACAUCUACAUCUUGCGCAGGGAGUCCGACAAACCAAAGUACUGCAUCGAGCUGUCUUCUCACCCCGUCGGUCUGGUGAGACUCGGGAAGAACGUGGUGGUCGGCUGCACCGACGAGAGUCUGCAGGGCUUCACCCAGAAGGGGAAGAAGUUGUGGAAGACCAUCCUCGCUGCUCCCAUCACCACCAUGGCCGCCAUGGACCUCCCCACCAGGGGCUUCCUGGCGGUGCUGGUGGGUCUGGCCAACUGCGAGGUGCAGCUGUACCGGGACAAGAACCUGCUGAGCACCAUCAAGACUCCCGACGUGGUCACCAGCAUCUGCUUCGGCCGGUACGGCCGCGAGGACGGGACGCUCAUCAUGACCACCAAGGGAGGCGGCCUGAUGGUGAAGAUCCUGAAGAGGACGGCGGCGUUCGACGACAGGGACAGCGCUCCCGGCCCGCCGCCGGCCCAGAGCAUCCGACUCAAUGUGCCCAAGAAGACCAAGCUGUACGUGGACCAGACGCUGAGGGAGCGUGAGAACGGCCUGGCCAUGCACCGCGCCUUCCAGAUGGACCUGAGCCGCCUGAGGCUGGCCGCCGCCAAGGCCUACGUCAAGGCGCUGGAGUCCAGUCUGACGCCGAUGUCCUCCAGCCUCUCGGAGCCGCUCAAGAUGAACGCCGUGGUCCAGGGCCUUGGCCCAUCCUUCAAGCUGACCCUGAACGUCCAGAACACGGCGGCCUGCCGGCCCGUCAUGAACCUGGCCAUCAGCUUCCUGUACGACGAGAGCCUGUACCGGAUGAGGAGCCCCUAUCUGAGGAUCCCCCUGCUGGUGCCCGGACUCAUCUACCCCGUGGAGACCUUCGUGGAGUGCACCAGCGACAAGGGCAUCUCUGACAUCAUCAAGGUGUUUGUGCUGCAUGAGGGGAGGAGCUCACCGCUGCUGACCGCCCACAUCAACAUGCCGGUCAGCGAGGGCCUGACGCUCACCUGAUGAUCAGCUGAUGAUCAGCUGAUGAUCACCUGAUGAUCUCCUGAUGACUGAUGGUCCAGCUGGCUGAUUCAGAUAUUUUUGAACAUUUUGGAAAAAUUCUGUUCUGAUAAAUUCAAGUUUAAAAAUUCAAAAUGACUAAUUCAGACUAAAGUUACAAAAAAGUUUAUUAUAAAUUAAUUAAGAAUUUAAUGGGAAUUGCUCAGAGAUAAUGAUUGUAAUAAAUUAAACUGAAUUUGAAUCUAUUACACUGAAACCAAAAUAACAUAUAUAUAUAUAUAUAUAUAUAUAUAUAUAUAUAUAUAUAUAUAUAUAUUCUGUUUUAAUGUAAUAGAUUUUAGUUUGAAUAGAAUUAGUGAAGCUGAGAUAUUCAAAUGACAUUUUUUACAUUUCUGUUGCAUUUCUUCAGGUUGAAAAUCAGAAAAAUGACUUUAAAGGUAAAAUGCAGAUGUUUAAAUAUCUACUUUAGUUCACUUUUCAGGUUAUUUUUUGUAAAGUUGAGAAAUUGUUGGAGCUGCAGACAAAUGUUUAAACUGAAGAUGUAGAGUUUCAGCUGCUUCCUGUUUGUAGAAUUUCAGUUUAAAGCAGCAGAUUCACUGCAGAGGAAAACUUGUAGAAACAGAACAGAUGUCUUCUGUAUUUCUUACAUUAAGUCUGGUGUGAACUAAAAUAAAAGCUGAACUAAUGGG
This is a messenger RNA of Acanthochromis polyacanthus (spiny chromis), 2710 nucleotides long. Its product is annotated as Bardet-Biedl syndrome 1 protein homolog. Gene Ontology annotation, biological process: non-motile cilium assembly; protein localization to cilium. The coding region runs from base 276 to 2024 and encodes 582 amino acids. The record is from RefSeq and is a predicted model, not a curated record. Gene Ontology annotation, molecular function: smoothened binding; patched binding. Lineage: Eukaryota; Metazoa; Chordata; Actinopteri; Pomacentridae. The transcript has 7 exons. Gene Ontology annotation, cellular component: centrosome; BBSome; axoneme.